AUGAGGUUCAAACUAAGAAGCCAGACGUACGUAAACAAUAGAACCCACGAGGCGCUAUGGCAACGACAGCAACAGGAAGCACAGGAGGACAAUCUUCAUCUGUGUCUGUACCGUCCGCCCACACGCCGCCACACGCCGCCACACGCCGCCGCCACACGCCGCCGCAGCAUCGGGACGUUUUCCUAUAACUCGGCCGACAUCGUGGUGAAGCAGGGCCCCUUCAGUCUGGACGACUCCCGGGACUACAGUGUGUAUGUGCGGGUGGGGGACGGGGGCCAGUCCCUGCUCACCAGCGUCACCCAGGUCUCCAUCAAGGCGUGUCGCUGUGACGCCCGCAGGGUGCCCACCCAGUGUAAGGUGUCCGCUCGCAGGAUGGGCGUCAGCGUGCACGCCCUCAUCGCUAUCCUGCUCUGCAUCCUCACCAUCCUAGAUGUCAGACUCCACCUCAGUUAUUGUUGUUCCCUGCAAAGGAUUCUGGGACAUCGUGUUUACCUCGGCUUCAGGAAUCACAUGUUUGUUUGUUUGGGCUCAGUGCAGAUGGAUCCAUGA
Messenger RNA from Knipowitschia caucasica, 549 nucleotides. The record is from the annotation of a GenBank genome assembly. Lineage: Eukaryota; Metazoa; Chordata; Actinopteri; Gobiiformes; Gobiidae.